AUCGAAUGCAAUUGCCACGACUGGCACCGGCAAGAAUGGCAUCAUGUCAAUGUCAUCAGAUGCGAAUGCUUUUCUGCGAGAUAUGCUAUCAACAACAACUAGCCCUGGAUUAUUAUCCGGUCUUAGCACAAGCGGAUGCGGUCUCAACACAAGUGGAGAAAAUGCAAGUUCUAGCUGUUUUCUUAGUGGGUCCUUGGCCAGUAAUACUGGAUCAAUUCCUGCCGGACCGGCAACACUGGCAGAUUUCUGUUCGCAAUCCCUCGGUGGCCAUCCGUUACUGCGGCAGAAGCGCGAGCAAAGCGGCUGCACAUCGGGCGUGGGCUCUUCUUGUCCUUUGAUGUCAGUACCUUCGAACAAUGCCACAGCAAGUGCCAAGGCGGAGGUCGACCGCCUUCUGCAGCAAGCGCCACUUCCACCUGGAUCACUACCGUCUUUGAAUAAGGACUAA
Amoebophrya sp. A25 is the source of this 448-nucleotide messenger RNA. The record is from the annotation of a GenBank genome assembly. Lineage: Eukaryota; Dinophyceae; Syndiniales; Amoebophryaceae.